AUGUUCUCUUCUCUCGCCCUCUCCGCGGCUCCAUUGCUGCUGGCUGGCUUGCAGGCCGUGACCGUUGGCGCCGUCCCGACCAUCUCCGCCGUCGGAUCCAAGUUCUUCUACGAAAAUGGAACCCAGUACUACAUCAAGGGUAUCGCCUAUCAGCUUACCCCCGAUGAUCCGCUGAUCGAUACCGCCCAAUGCAAGCGAGACAUUGUCCGUAUGUCCGAGUUGGGCGCCAAUGCGAUCCGUGUGUACCACGUGGAUGCCAGCGGCGACCACGAGGGCUGCAUGGAGGCUUUUGCCGCUGCUGGAAUCUAUCUGUUUGUGGAUUUGGAUACUUUCACAACCCAGAUUGAACAGGACAGCCCUCACUGGAACGAAACUCAGUACAACCGAUUCGGCGCAGUUCUCGAUGAAUUCCAACAGUACAACAACACCGCCGGUGUCUUCGUCGGAAAUGAGGUCCUCACCACCGCCAACGGUUCCAUCGCCGCUCCCUACGUCCUGGCUGCUGCCCGUGAUAUGAAGGCCUACCGUGAUAAGAAGGGUUACCGUGAGAUUCCCGUUGGUUACUCCGCUGCCGAUAUUUCCGAUCUUCGUCCCAUGCUCCAGAACUACAUGGCAUGCCAGGAGAAGGCUGCCGAUCGUCUGGACUUCUACUCUCUAAACGCCUAUGAGUGGUGUGGUGAAUCCAGCUACUCCGUCUCCGGAUACAGCGAGUUGCAGAAGAAUGCCACCGACUACCCCAUCCCUAUCUUCUUCUCCGAGACUGGCUGCAACACCCCAGCUCCUCGUACCUUUGAUGACCAGGCUGCUAUCCUCGGCUCCGAGAUGGACGGCACUUGGUCCGGUGCCAUUAUCUACGAGUGGAUUGAGGAGACUAACGACUACGGCCUGAUCAGCUAUGGUCCCUCCGCCACUGGUGCUGCCGCCACCAAGUCUGAUGUUGAGGAUGGAUACACUCGCGCGGGUACUCCUACACCUAUCUCGCCUGAUUUCAGCAACCUCAAGUCUCAAUGGGCCACUCUUAACCCCACCGGUGUUUCCCUCUCCGCCUACAAGGCGAGCGCCUCCAGCCUCAGCAGCAUUCAGUGUCCCGCCUCAACUUCCGGUGGUUGGGCCGUUAACCCCAGCGCGGAUCUCCCCACUAUGGGUCAGACUUACACCUCCGGCGCCGCUGACUCCACCGGCACUGGCUCUUCUGGAAGCUCAGGCACUAGCACCGGCUCUUCAAGCAGUGCUUCUUCUACCAAGGACAACGCAGGUAGCGCCAUCGUGGUUGCCGGCAACCCUGUUACUGAGCGUUUGUUCGUCGCUUCCCUGGCCCUCUCUGGUGCUCUGGGACUUGUCGCAUUCUGGCUUUAG
Molecule: messenger RNA, 1356 nt
Organism: Penicillium angulare
Lineage: Eukaryota; Fungi; Ascomycota; Eurotiomycetes; Eurotiales; Aspergillaceae
Gene: gel6
Product: putative 1,3-beta-glucanosyltransferase
Exons: 3
Coding region: 1-1356 (451 amino acids)
Biological process (GO): fungal-type cell wall (1->3)-beta-D-glucan biosynthetic process
Cellular component (GO): fungal-type cell wall; cytoplasm
Molecular function (GO): 1,3-beta-glucanosyltransferase activity
Source: RefSeq, a predicted model, not a curated record